GGGACGGGAGCGUUUCGCAAGCCUUCAGAUCGUGAGUAGGCGGCUCGUCGGUGGCCCUAGCGCGAGCGAGCCGCGUCUCCGCGCUCCGCUGCAACCCGUGCAUCCCCGCGCCGAGCUCGCGUCGCCUCCUCCAACAUGGCGUGGCCGUGCAUCACGCGUGCCUGCUGCAUCAACCGCUUCUGGAGCGAGCUGGACAAAGCGGACAUCGCCGUGCCUCUGGUUUUCACCAAGUACUCGGACGUGGCCGACGCGCAGCACCCGCCCCGCCAGCCGUCGCCGCGGCAGAAGGGAGCCGACGCCAUCGCCAUAGAAACCCAGCCUCCCCAGCUCGCCGAGCAGGAGGCGAAGGCGCCGCCCGCCACGGGUGGCGCAGCGGACAAAGAUGGCUCUGGCGCGUCCGUCAUGCGCCAAGACUUCAAGGCGUGGAAAGUGCGCCCCGAGCGCAGCUGCAAGCCCAAGAACGACUACCACCCCUCCGCGGCGCCGUUCAACAACGAGACGCAGUACCAGAAGGACUACAAACCCUGGCCCAUCCCCAAGAAGGGCGACCAUCCCUGGAUCCCCAAAGCCAGCCCCACCGCCUCCGCGACGCGGGAGGGGCCCCCGGUGAGCAAGGAGCAGGCGGCCGCUGAGGCCGAGAGCGGCGUGGAGAAGAGCGAGAUCGAGGAGAAAGCGCAAGAGAAGGAGACGAAGGAGGCGGCGAAGGAGGCGGUGAAAGCCGAGAGGAAAGCCGGCGGUAAGAGAGACGGGCAGCCGCCGGCGGAUGCGAGCGCCGAGAGGAAAGGCAGGGCGGCGGCAGACGCGCUGAACAGGCAGAUCAAGGAGGUGGUCUCCACCGGGAGCAGCUACCGGAAUGAGUUCAAGGCAUAUAAGGACGUGAAGCCUGUGAAGCCCAUCAAGGCCCCAUCCCAGUACAAACCCCCAGUAGAGGAGACCAGUUUGGAAACCAGCUACAGUGCCACAUAUAAGGGGGAGCAGGGGGGGAGCCCCAACGACAACAAGCUGCUGGAGCGCAGGAGGAUACGCAGCCUGUACAGCGAGCCGGGCAAGGAGCCCACCAAGGUGGAAAAGCCAGUGUCUCGCUCCAAACCAAAAAAGACGACGACGACGACGACGACAACGGGGAAAAUGGUGAAAAAAGCAAAAGAGAAGCAGGUUGCCGGCUCCCUGUCGGCCAAGAAGAAACCUUCCACGAGCAGCCCAGAGUCCAAGCCGGAGGGAGGCGUCACAAAGAAAAGCAAAGAGAUCAGCAAUAGACUGGCCGAGGCAAAGCACUAAAAAAGGCCCCUCUCCGUGCCCUGCUCGUUAUCUGGGGAAUAAAUAAGCUU
This is a messenger RNA of Lampris incognitus (smalleye Pacific opah), 1328 nucleotides long. It is a transcript of the gene map6b, whose product is annotated as microtubule-associated protein 6b. Bases 136 to 1278 code for a protein of 380 amino acids. Gene Ontology annotation, cellular component: microtubule; cis-Golgi network; Golgi-associated vesicle. The transcript is spliced from 3 exons. Gene Ontology annotation, molecular function: calmodulin binding; microtubule binding. The record is from RefSeq and is a predicted model, not a curated record. Lineage: Eukaryota; Metazoa; Chordata; Actinopteri; Lampriformes; Lampridae. Gene Ontology annotation, biological process: microtubule cytoskeleton organization; regulation of microtubule cytoskeleton organization; cytoskeleton-dependent intracellular transport.